This is a messenger RNA of Capsella rubella, 1023 nucleotides long. Its product is annotated as protein SAWADEE HOMEODOMAIN HOMOLOG 1. The transcript has 9 exons. Gene Ontology annotation, molecular function: chromatin binding. The coding region runs from base 52 to 816 and encodes 254 amino acids. The record is from RefSeq and is a predicted model, not a curated record. Lineage: Eukaryota; Viridiplantae; Streptophyta; Magnoliopsida; Brassicales; Brassicaceae.
UCUCUGAGCAUCACUGUUGUAGCAUCUUCACUUCUUCUUCUGCCUUCGAUAAUGGCUGCUUCCGAUGAUUCCUCUCACUACUUCACCGAGUUUACCUUGUCCGAGAUUGUAGACAUGGAGAAUCUGUAUAAGGAGCUUGGCGAUCAAUCUCUCCAGAAGGAUUUUUGUCAAACUGUUGCCUCCACUUUUAGUUGUUCUCUGAAUCGGAAUGGAAAAUCAUCUGUAACCUGGAAACAGGUACAGAGUUGGUUCCAGGAGAAACUGAAGCAGCAAACUCUCCCCAAAUACGAUACUUUGCCAUCUUCUCCUUUGGAGAUUCUUGACUUAUCAAAUCUUAAUUUUGCUGAAAAUGCUGUGAAUGUGGAGAAGGCUACCUAUGUUCAAAGACGAAAAGGAAAGGCCUCUGAUGUAUCUGAUCUGGCUUUUGAGGCUAGAUCAUCAAGGGACUUCGCUUGGUAUGACGUGUCUUCGUUCCUAACUUAUCGAUAUCUUCGCACUGGUGAACUGGAAGUGCGUGUACGUUUUUCUGGGUUCGACAACAGACACGAUGAGUGGGUGAAUGUCACAACAUCAGUGCGUGAGCGGUCUAUUCCUGUAGAACCAUCAGAGUGUGGUAGAGUGAAUGUUGGAGACCUGCUUCUAUGUUUCCAAGAAAGGGAGGAUCAAGCAUUGUACUGUGAUGCUCAUGUUGUGAAUAUAAAGAGAGCAGACCAUGACCACUCUAUAUGUAACUGCGUGUUUCUUGUUCGCUACGAUCUUGACAAUACAGAGGAAGCAGUGGGAGUAGAAAGAAUUUGCCGCCGCCCUGAAGAGUGAAUCUGUUUGUCAUCUUUGGAGGAUGCAGUGAACUAUGACUAGAUUAUAUAUGACUGACCAAAAGGAUGGAAUAAAAUGCUCAUCUUAAGAUCUCAUGACUCAAGGUCAUGGGAUUGUAUGUUAGUAUAUGUUUUCCAUUAUGUGGGAAUAUAAUGUAUCAGAACGCAAAUGUUAAAACCAGUUAAUCUCCUUUCUUUUGAGCAAGAC